Adelges cooleyi (spruce gall adelgid) is the source of this 1290-nucleotide messenger RNA. RefSeq names its product fatty acyl-CoA reductase 1-like. Gene Ontology annotation, molecular function: alcohol-forming very long-chain fatty acyl-CoA reductase (NADP+) activity. The transcript has 7 exons. Gene Ontology annotation, cellular component: peroxisome. Bases 40 to 1254 code for a protein of 404 amino acids. Lineage: Eukaryota; Metazoa; Arthropoda; Insecta; Hemiptera; Adelgidae. The record is from RefSeq and is a predicted model, not a curated record. Gene Ontology annotation, biological process: long-chain fatty-acyl-CoA metabolic process.
UAACAUAAAAAAAGUUUUUAUUUUUUUUUAAAUCACAAAAUGGGAUCGAAUAUUGUCGAUAUGUUUAAUGGCGGUACGGUUUUAAUAACCGGAAGCACAGGAUUUCUAGGAAAACUUCUUACGGAAAAGUUAUUGCGGUCCUGCGAAAAAACAAAUAUUGCUAUUAUAGUAAGAAGUAAAAAGGGUUUGACGGCUGAACAAAGGACUACAAAAAUGUACAACGAAAAUCUGUUCGAUCGGUUACGAAAAGAAAGGCCAGGCUUCAUGAAUUAUAUUAACGUUAUUGUUGGAGAUUUGACGGAAUCACCGUUGGGUUUAUCGACCGUUGAUCGUGACUGGAUUGUGAGAAACGUUAAUUAUAUUUUUCAUUGUGCUGCCACUAUAAGAUUCGACGAACCUAUUGAAAUUGCAACUAAAAUUAACAUUGAAGGAACAGAACAACUUUUGAACAUGGCCACACAAAUGGAAGCGCUGAAUCCUCUUACCACAUGGCUUUGCAGCACAUAUUUGGAACCGGACCCUGGGCACUUGGAAAACAUGAACGGCCCAACAGGGAUACUUGCUGGAUAUAUAGUAGGAUUUCUCAGAGUAGUCCCGAACAGAAGAGAUAAAAUAACAGAUUUAAUACCCGCGGACUACACAGUGAAUGCUUUGAUAUCGACCAUGUGGGAUACAGUGAACAGGUUUAAAAUGUCAUACCCGGAGAAGCCGAAAAUAUUCAAUUUUGUGUCGUCUGUUGAAAGCCCGUUAGUAUGGCAACAGUUUAUGACUGUAGUGUUUAAUUCCUACAAAGCUGCACCGCCAUUUACACGCAUAGAUUGGUUUGGAAUCAUAUUGAGGGUACUUUUACAUCGUAUACCCGCUAUAGUCUUUGAUUUCUUACUUAUUUUGACGUUAAACGAACCGAAAUUUUGGAAACUCUACGACAAAGUCGGGAAGUUAAUACACUUGCUUAGACCAUUUACCCUGAACGAGUGGAAAUUUAAUAAUAACAAUACACGAAAAUCGUGGUGUUCGCUGAGCCGGGAGGACCAACAAUUAUUUCCGUUUAGUAUGCACUACUUUGAUUGGAAUCAAUAUAUAAAUGUGUUUUACCACGGGAUCCGCAAACAUAUUCUCCACGAAGAAACCGAUAACAUUCCUAUGGCUUUGAGAAAAAAUCAAAUACUGUUCCGGUUGAAUCAAGUUUUCAUAUUUUCAAAUGCCUACAUUGUGUUGAGAAUACUUUGGAAUCGAUUGUUUAUGUCAAAAUGAGUUUUAUAUUUUGUUUUAAUAUUAAUAAUAAAAAAA